AUGAAGCGCCCCACGCGUCCAAAAAGCAGUGCGGUGGACGCCAUUCAGAUUCUGGCCAUCUUGGACAAGGCAACAGGCCCCGAGGUCUUGUUGGAGAAGCAGUUUCGUCCUCCCACGGGCAAGGUGGUGGUCGAGUUCCCGGCUGGAAUGGUGGACGAGGGCGAGACGCCUGAGCAGGCUGCUGUCAGAGAGCUGAGGGAGGAGACGGGCUAUGUAGGAGAGGUCAUUGAGGACGAGGCUGGAAGGCCCGUACACUGGAACGGGCCUGCAUCCUCUAGUUCAUGCGUAUACAUGAUCCGAAUGAAGAUUGACCUCCAAAGGGAAGAGAACAAGAACCCAAAACCGGAGCUCGAGGAUGGCGAGAUCAUCGAUACCUUUUCCGUCCCUCUCAAAGAUCUCUACUCACAGGUGCGGAUUCUCAGCGCAGAGGGCUUUGCCAUUGAUGGCAAGGUAGGAUCCUUUGCAGAAGCGCUACAGACUGCGAGCAUGUGGCAAAGCAGCUUGUAG
This is a messenger RNA of Pestalotiopsis fici W106-1, 507 nucleotides long. RefSeq lists its product as uncharacterized. Gene Ontology annotation, biological process: ribose phosphate metabolic process; nucleoside phosphate metabolic process. The record is from RefSeq and is a predicted model, not a curated record. The transcript has 2 exons. Gene Ontology annotation, cellular component: nucleus; cytosol. Gene Ontology annotation, molecular function: ADP-ribose diphosphatase activity. NCBI's taxonomy places the organism in Eukaryota, Fungi, Ascomycota, Sordariomycetes, Amphisphaeriales, Sporocadaceae. Bases 1 to 507 code for a protein of 168 amino acids.